Dibothriocephalus latus is the source of this 228-nucleotide messenger RNA. Lineage: Eukaryota; Metazoa; Platyhelminthes; Cestoda; Diphyllobothriidea; Diphyllobothriidae. The record is from the annotation of a GenBank genome assembly.
AUGUCUUAUUCCGCUGCGGAAUUAUUUGAAGACAAGUUUCUGCCAAAGCAAUGGCAAGAACAGCAGAAAGAUCGCCUUGUUGGACGGUUUGCUGAUGUAACUAUCGUGGUUAAAGAUCGCAUGAAGUUUAAGGACCACAAGCAAGUACUCGAGGACCGCUUUCCUGAGAUGAAAAUCGCUCUCCGUUACGCAUGGUCUCUGGAAUGUCCGACCGUGCCUCCGAGGUAA